CUGCCUGUCUGCCAUGCCACAGCCAUACACCUCAUACACCUCACCCUGCUGGGCUACGGCUCCUGAGGAGGCGUUGGGACAAGCACACAGCCAUGACAGUGACACCUCACCACCUCCGGGGCAGUGCCCCGACUGAGGCACUGUGAGCCUGCCCAGGCUCUCCUGCUGCCCUGGGGGGCAGCCAUUUUGCAGCAGUGACAGACCAUGCACUGGUAUUAAUUGACCCCUCUGGGAGUUCCUGUAAAAUGAUGUCAGAGCACUGAUGGGUCUCAGUGGGCCUGAGCAGCUUCGUCUGGGGACUUCACCCACCGCUGUGCCCACAGGCCAGGGCUCCUUUGUGGGCACCCAGGCAGCCCCAGCAGGGCUGUGCCCGACUGUGCCAAGCAGAGCUGCCGUCAGGCCCUGGGUGACUGCACCCUGUGGGGCAGCAGGUGAGCCCCGGCCAGCCUGUGCUGAGGUGCCGUGGCACUGGAGAGCAGGGGGAGGGAAACUCCAUCCCAAGCAGCACAGAUCUCCCAGGUAUGUGCCCAAAGAUAACUUGAGGAAAAUGGAAACAGAUGAGGCUCAAGAUAUGUCCCAGGUUUCAGGAAAGGAAAGUCCUCCAAUUAGUGAUGUCCCAGAUGAUCCAGAUGAACCUAUGCCGGUGCCAGAGGACCUUUCAACUAGUACUGGAGGACAACAAAGUUCUAAGAGUGACAGAAUCUUGGCUGCCUAUUUCUCUGUCCUUCGAAAGCCACCCUCUACGUCCAGUUUUCCAGGAGCUGCAUACGGGGCGGAAGGCUUUAGGGACUUUCAUGCAAUAAUUCCCAAAUCUUUUUCCACUGGUAAUAUUAAAAUAGAGACUCAUAGUGAUGAAGAGAAUGGGCGUGCCUGUGAAAUGAAUGGGGAAGAAUGUGCAGAGGAUUUACGAAUGCUUGAUGCUACAGGAGAGAAAAUGAAUGGCUCACACAAUGGCCCAGGCAGCAAGGCUAUGUCAGGAGUUGGAGGCAUUCGACUUCCUAACGGAAAGCUAAAAUGUGAUAUCUGUGGGAUAAUUUGCAUCGGUCCCAAUGUGCUCAUGGUUCACAAACGAAGCCACACUGGAGAACGCCCUUUCCAGUGCAAUCAGUGUGGAGCCUCCUUUACACAGAAGGGCAACCUUCUGCGCCACAUAAAGUUGCACUCAGGUGAAAAGCCCUUCAAGUGUCACCUGUGUAACUAUGCUUGCCGUCGCAGGGAUGCCCUCACGGGACACCUGAGGACUCACUCAGUUGGCAAACCCCAUAAGUGUGGAUACUGUGGUCGCAGUUAUAAGCAGCGCAGCUCUUUGGAAGAACAUAAAGAACGCUGCCAUAACUACCUGCAAACGAUGAAUCUCUCAAGCAGCAUUUAUCCAGUCAUAAAAGAGGAAACUAACCAGAGUGAAAUGGCUGAAGACCUGUGCAAGAUAGGGUCAGAAAGAGCCCUCGUGCUGGAUAGACUAGCAAGUAACGUCGCCAAACGUAAGAGCUCUAUGCCUCAGAAAUUUGUUGGUGAAAAGUGUUUGCCUGACCUUCCAUACGAUGCCACCACCAACUAUGAGAAGGAGAACGAGAUUAUGCAGACACACGUUAUCGACCAGGCCAUUAAUAAUGCCAUCAGUUACCUGGGGGCAGAGUCCUUGCGUCCCCUUGUCCAGACACCACCAGGAGGUUCUGAGGUGGUGCCUGUCAUCAGCCCCAUGUAUCAGCUCCACAAACCUCUUGGGGACAGUCAGGUUCGCUCCAACCUUCCUCAGGACAGCGCAGUGGAAAACUUGUUGUUGCUUUCCAAAGCCAAAUCUGUCUCCUCCGAACGAGACGCCUCUCCCAGCAACAGCUGCCAAGACUCAACAGAUACAGAGAGCAAUAAUGAGGAGCGCAGUGGUUUGAUCUACCUGACAAACCAUAUAGGUCCCCAUGCAAGAAAUGGCAUCUCUAUAAAAGAAGAAAACAGGCAAUAUGAUGUCUUGAGAGCAGGUACUGACAAUUCCCAGGAUGCUUUCAAAGUGAUCAGCAGCAAUGGGGAGCAAGUGAAAGUUUACAAGUGUGAACACUGUCGAGUCCUUUUCUUGGAUCAUGUGAUGUAUACAAUCCAUAUGGGUUGCCACGGGUUCCGCGAUCCUUUUGAGUGCAACAUGUGUGGCUACCAUAGCCAGGACAGGUACGAAUUCUCUUCCCACAUAACUCGAGGGGAGCACCGUUUCCACAUGACUUAGAACUCCUCUGGCACAGAUCUAGCCUCAACAGCUGUGUUACUGGAGCUGCACGAGCCAUGACAGCAACAAAGCACAAGUCAACUGGACAGUAAAAGUAACAAGAGAAUCAGAAGUUCAGCAAUUUUUUCUCACAAGAAAAGAGAUUUCGUUUUGGUAGCAUGCAUUGCAAUUCAGUUUUCUAAAAUGAGUUUUUACUGAAAAUGUUUGAUCACCAAAAACCUUUAGUAAUGUAAGUAGGAGCUUUUGUAGUCACAUAACUGAAAGCCCUUCCCUUAACUGAUGCUUCUUGCAAACCUCCCUUGCCAGAACUGUUAACCAUGCCAAGGAUGCACCACACGACGAGGACACAACAGGCAGGAGUGGCCAAGCUUUCUCUCUUAACACCCUGAGCGUUGGGCUCUUCUACCAGAUGUAUGUUUUUUUACUUCCUGGUAUUAUUUGACUCUUUUGGGAAGAUUGAACUCAACUAAAGAAGGAGGGGCCCAUCUCAGAUGAUCUCACAAACAGCUGGGAUGGGACAGGACUCCCCAGCCAGAAGGUUCUGAGUUGCGUUGGUGGUAAAAAGUAGAAUGUUUUCACCUGCAAGGGUGCUACUGGUAUUGACAUCACAACACGCUUUGUGUCACUAGGCAGGUGGGCAGGAAUGUGAAAGAAAGAAGACACCCUUGUAAUAUACUCUGUGAAGUACAAAUUGCAUUUAAUGUAUAGAAAAAGGGUAUUGUUGGCUCUUCUUUGAAUAAAUAUUUUCCCUUCCUAUCCAAUAAAACCCCACUUUUUGUUAAGCAACCCCUCCUCUCUCUGUAUAAACAAGUUACAAUGUAUUUAAUUUUUCUUUCUUUUUAAAGUUUCAGUUAUUUAGAAAAGUAUGAUGUACAGUUGAGAGAAGCACUAGAUAGAUAUAUGUGUGGGGAAAGUCUCCUUAUGCACAUUUUUCAUCUUUUUAAACUGUCUGGAAAAUACCCAAAUAUCCCUCUCUUACAUAUGAAAAAAAUCCCAUUUUGCUUGCACAGAAGAUGUCCUCUUGUAGAUUUUGUGGCUUUACUCAUGUGUUGCACUUAAUUACUUUUAAAGCACUCAGAUGAAUUAAACCAGCCAGUCAAAAUUUGCAGCUGCCUUCUUUUUUCCUGGCAUUUGCCGUUUCAUGAGGGACCAAGCCCCACAAAGGUGCUGAGAACCUUGACUUCCUAUUCACUUAGUCAUUUCACUACCUGCUUUGAGUUACUUUUACUUCAGGGAACUAAUCUUAAGGUUAAAAAAAUGGUGGGUUUUGCAGAAGGGAGACCAGAGACUGCAGCACUUUGCAGAGUGCAGCAAGGUCCACCAAAAGCUUUCUCCAUGGUGGGUUCUGCUUCAGAUACUGUACCUUCAAUUAUAAUCAAAAUUCUGUGACAAAUAGAUUUUAACUCCAAACACAGCUGAUAUUUUAAAAAUACUUUUUUUUUUUUUUUAAAGCUGCUACUUAGCUUCCUCUUCCAAAUAUUUCUUUUCUUUCCCUGAACACCCUCGUAAUUUAAGACUGGGCAAAAAGAAAUUUUUGCAGCUGCAUAAAAAUCUGUCAUCAGUGCUACAAUACUUCCUGGGCAACAUCCAUAAAAAUAACCCAUCUUAGUAACUUAAUGUAUUAAUACUUCCACUGUGAUAAUAGCUGGAUAUUUUGCAAUAAACACAAUCAAAUAACCUACAA
This is a messenger RNA of Neopelma chrysocephalum (saffron-crested tyrant-manakin), 3899 nucleotides long. RefSeq names its product IKAROS family zinc finger 1 (gene IKZF1). Gene Ontology annotation, molecular function: RNA polymerase II cis-regulatory region sequence-specific DNA binding; DNA-binding transcription factor activity. The coding region runs from base 263 to 2215 and encodes 650 amino acids. The transcript is spliced from 10 exons. NCBI's taxonomy places the organism in Eukaryota, Metazoa, Chordata, Aves, Passeriformes, Pipridae. Gene Ontology annotation, biological process: regulation of transcription by RNA polymerase II. The record is from RefSeq and is a predicted model, not a curated record.